AUGUUGUCGUCGCUUAUACGGUCCUUGCCGCGCCUCAGGCGGUGGAAGCCACUCAACUUCUCCAAUCCAAACUUCGUCCGGAUACCUGAAAGUCACAAGAUUGAAGAAGAAACUAUCCCAGACUAUGUGGCCUCACGAUAUUACCCUACUCGGAUAGGAGAAGUACUUAAGGACCGGUAUCAAGUCGUGGGAAAAUUGGGGUUUGGAGCCAGCUCGACUGCGUGGCUUGCGCGGGAUAUGGACUGCCGUCGCUAUGUUACCCUCAAAAUCUUUAUCAAGUCCACAUCUAUGGGGCAGCAAUUAGACGACGAGCUUGACAUGUAUAAACGCAUGGAGAAAGGCUCAAAAAGCCACCCAGGUCACAAUGCUGUUAGAUCAUUGCUGGACUCUUUUUAUGUUACUGGGCCUGAAGACAUGCAUCGCUGCCUUGUGCACCCUCCGUUAUGGGAGAGUGUUUUGACGUUUUUACACCGCAACCCAAUAGGUAGACUGCCGGAACCAGUCCUGGCAUUCAUUCUCCAACGUGUGUUUUUGGCGCUGGAUUACCUGCAUACGGAAUGCCAGAUCAUACAUGCUGACAUCAAAGCCGACAAUAUCAUGCUCGGCAUUGCCGACGAUACCGUCUUCAGUGACUUUGAAGAAGAGGAGCUUCAAACCCCUUGUCCGAGAAAGGAGCUAGACGGACGAACAAUAUACAUAUCCCGGGAUCUCAGAAUGCCCAAGGCAUAUGGCGCCCCAGUCCUAUGCGACUUUGGCUCGGCGAUGCCUGGUGGUAUAGAGCAUCUGGAAGAUAUCCAACCUAAUAUCUAUCGAGCACCAGAGGUGAUCCUGGAAGUUCCAUGGACGUAUAGUGUUGAUAUAUGGAAUGUGGGAUGCAUGAUCUGGGACGUCUUCGAAGGCGAGUCUUUGCUCACCGGUCAAGACCCAGAAUUGCACACUUAUCGAAGUCGAGCACAUCUCGCUGAGAUGAUACGUCUUCUUGGGCCCCCGCCUCCUGGUCUUCUUGCGCGGGGGAGACUAAGUCAGAAAUUCUUUUCGGAACAAGGCGACUUCUCCGCGGGGAUUCCAUUACAGGACAGGGUUCCGCUGGAGGAGAGAGAAACGACUCUUGAAGGCGAGGAUAGAGAAAGGUUUCUCCGCCUUAUGCGGAGAAUGCUGCAGUGGGAGCCAGAGAAGCGUAGCUCUGCUCGAGAUUUGGCAGAGGACGAGUGGAUGCGCAGGCAUUUAGAAGUAUAA
Messenger RNA from Aspergillus wentii DTO 134E9, 1236 nucleotides. RefSeq lists its product as uncharacterized. Bases 1 to 1236 code for a protein of 411 amino acids. The transcript is spliced from 5 exons. The record is from RefSeq and is a predicted model, not a curated record. Gene Ontology annotation, molecular function: ATP binding; protein kinase activity. NCBI's taxonomy places the organism in Eukaryota, Fungi, Ascomycota, Eurotiomycetes, Eurotiales, Aspergillaceae. Gene Ontology annotation, biological process: spliceosomal complex assembly; protein phosphorylation; regulation of mRNA processing.